Messenger RNA from Ostreobium quekettii, 762 nucleotides. Lineage: Eukaryota; Viridiplantae; Chlorophyta; Ulvophyceae; Bryopsidales; Ostreobiaceae. The record is from the annotation of a GenBank genome assembly.
AUGGCGCCAGCAAGGCCUCCCCGACCACGGUUGGUGAGGCCCAAGGAGAUCCCCCGUAUAUCGGAUUCCCCACUCCCGAAGCCAAUGUACCUUCUACACAACCUUGCCCACAUUGAGCUGAAUGCCAUCGACCUUGCCUGGGAUACAGUUGUGCGCUUCUCCCACAUGCGCCUGCAGAAUGACUUCUAUGGUGACUUUGCAAGAGUUGCAGACGAUGAGAGCAGGCACUUCGGAUGGUGUCUCCAACGAAUGGCUGAGUGUGGGCACGGCUAUGGGGACAUGGAUGCACACGACAUGCUUUGGGACUCGGCGCUCAAGUCGAAGUCGGACUUGUGCGCCAGGCUGGCGAUCAUUCCCAUGUCGCAGGAGGCAAGGGGUUUGGAUGCUGGCCCAAGGCUAGUCCGCAAAUUGACAGGCCUGUGCGAUGUGCGGUCAUCCAAGAUCGUGGCCCGCAUCGCACAAGAGGAGAAGGCGCAUGUGGCAGUGGGCGUGGCAUGGUUCACAAGGGUGUGCGAUGCGCUUGGUGAGGACCCGGGCUGCGUCUUCCGGGCAGAGUUAGCUGCCCUUUGUCCGGACCUGCUCAAAGGGCCCUUCAAUCACGAGGCCCGGGAGGAGGUGGGCCUGCAACGGGGAUGGUAUGAUCGAGGCAGUUGGGUGGACGGAAGUGAUGGUGGUGGUGGGUUGGACGAGGAUGCAUUGUGCACAUUGCGCCAGCGUCUCGGGCAAAUCCUGGAAGUCGAAAUGCCACAUGCAUGCUCUUGA